Messenger RNA from Indicator indicator, 1734 nucleotides. RefSeq names its product copine 7 (gene CPNE7). Gene Ontology annotation, molecular function: calcium-dependent phospholipid binding. The transcript has 16 exons. Gene Ontology annotation, biological process: cellular response to calcium ion. The record is from RefSeq and is a predicted model, not a curated record. The coding region runs from base 1 to 1734 and encodes 577 amino acids. NCBI's taxonomy places the organism in Eukaryota, Metazoa, Chordata, Aves, Piciformes, Indicatoridae. Gene Ontology annotation, cellular component: plasma membrane.
AUGCCCUUUGCCCACGGGGCCGCCUGUCCUCCAUCGCGCCCGGCUGCCCACCGUGCCACAGGCACCAUGGGCGAGGUGCCCGAGGCGUCCCCCCAGGCGUCGCUGGCUGUCCUCUCCAAGGUGGAGCUGCGGGUCAGCUGUAAGCACCUCCUGGACCGCGACACCCUCAACAAGUCGGACCCCUGCGUCCUGCUGCUGAUGCAGUCCCAGGGCCAGUGGAUGGAGGUGGACCGCAGCGAGGUCAUCAAGAGCAACCUCAACCCUGUCUUCGCCAAGAUCUUCACUGUGGAUUACUACUUCGAGGAGGUGCAGAAGCUGCGCUUCGAGGUGUAUGACAGCCACGGGCACGCCGGCGUGGGCACCCACGACGACGACUUCCUGGGGGGCAUGGAGUGCACCGUGGGGCAGAUCGUGGCACAGAAGCGGGUGACGAAGCCUCUGUUCCUCAAGUACGGGAAGUUUGCCGGCAAGUCCACCAUUACGCAGGUCAUCUCGGAGGAGAUCUCGGGGAACAACGGCUACGUGGAGCUCGCCUUCCGUGCCAAGAAGCUGGAUGACAAGGACCUCUUCAGCAAGUCAGACCCCUUCCUGGAGAUCUACCGCAUCGAUGACGACCGCAGUGAGCAGCUGGUGUACCGCACUGAGGUGGUGAAGAACAACCUGAGCCCCAUCUGGGAGCCCUUCAAGGUCUCCCUCAACUCUCUCUGCAGCUGUGAGGAGAAGAGGAAGCUGAGGUGUGUGGUGUGGGACUACGACUCGCGUGGCAAGCACGACUUCAUUGGGGAGUUCUUUACCACCUUCGAGGAGAUGCAGAAGGCCAUGGGGGAGAACAAGGUACAGUGGGACUGCAUGAACCCCAAGUACAAGCUCAAGAAGCGCAACUACAAGAACUCAGGGGUCGUGGUGCUGCUGGACCUGAAGAUCCACAGAGUCUACUCCUUCCUGGACUACAUCAUGGGUGGCUGCCAGAUCCAUUUCACAGUGGCCAUCGACUUCACAGCCUCCAAUGGGGACCCCCGAAACAGCUGCUCCCUGCACUACAUCAACCCCUACCAGCCCAACGAGUACCUCAAGGCCCUGGUUGCCGUGGGUGAGAUCUGCCAGGACUAUGACAGUGAUAAGAAGUUCUCAGCACUGGGCUUUGGUGCCAGGAUCCCCCCCAAGUAUGAGGUCUCCCAUGAUUUUGCCAUCAACUUCAACCCUGACAAUGAUGAGUGUGAAGGAAUUCAGGGCGUGGUGGAGUCCUACCAGAGCUGCCUGCCCAAAAUCCAGCUCUACGGCCCCACCAACGUGGCCCCCAUCAUCUCCAAGGUGGCUCGGGUAGCAGCCGAUGAGGAGAGGACCAAGGAGGCUUCGCAAUACUUCAUCCUGCUGAUCCUGACGGACGGGGUGGUGACGGACAUGGCGGACACGCGGGAAGCCAUCGUCCGCGCCUCCUACCUGCCCAUGUCCAUCAUCAUCGUCGGGGUGGGCAACGCCGACUUCACCGACAUGCAGAUCCUGGACGGGGACGACGGUGUCCUGCGCUCCCCCAAGGGCGAGCCUGUGCUCCGCGACAUCGUCCAGUUCGUCCCCUUCCGCGAAUUCAAGAACGCGUCCCCGACAGCCCUGGCCAAGUGUGUGCUGGCAGAGGUGCCCAAGCAGGUGGUGGAGUACUACAGCUACAAGGCCUUCCCCCCGCGCUGUCCCCAGACCCACGAUGCCCCUGAUGCCAAUCUCAGUUCACCCCAGUGA